Molecule: messenger RNA, 765 nt
Organism: Penicillium pulvis
Lineage: Eukaryota; Fungi; Ascomycota; Eurotiomycetes; Eurotiales; Aspergillaceae
Product: GNAT family N-acetyltransferase
Exons: 1
Coding region: 1-765 (254 amino acids)
Molecular function (GO): acyltransferase activity, transferring groups other than amino-acyl groups
Source: RefSeq, a predicted model, not a curated record
AUGUCUUCCAUGAACAAAGCGAGCGGAUUGCGCAUCGAGCCCAUUGACCAAUCCGAAGAUAUAAUUCAGGCCUUUGAUUGUGUUUGCGAAGCAUUCGGCCGCCAAGCGCAAGAUGGCGUCUGGAUAGCCAUGACUCCAGGGUGGGAAACCUCCAUAGGUCGAAGCCUCGGAGCUGCCCGGAUGGUAGGUCGCUGGCGCGACACCACCAAAGACAAGAACGGCAGACCCAACACAAUUUUUCUCAAAGCCACACUUCCAUCUCCGCAGCAGGAAAACAAGCGCAUUAUUGCUGGCUUCGCCAUUUGGGUGCAGGCUUCUAGUGUAGCGGGGUUCGGCGAUCCGGCGGUGAAAGAGGAAGAAUUAUGCGAUGUCAUGAAUCUCGAGGAGAUCUACCCCGGAAACAAAGCCGAACAGCGCUACCUUUGUCAGACUGUUGCCUCUCUGCAUAGACAGCGCGCCGAGGUCAUCAAGGCCAAGUCUACCGCAGACCCACCGGCGGUCAUGAUCCUUGAUCUGUGUGCCGUUGAUCCCACCCACCAACGAAAAGGAAUUGCGAGAGCACUAGUGCAGUGGGGUUUGGAUGAGGCUCAGCGACGUGGGGAUCUAGAAGCCAUCACUGAGGCGUCAGCUAUGGGGCGUCAUGUGUACGGGCAGAUGGGAUUUGUGCCACAUAGCUCUGAGAUCGAAUAUCUUGUCGACGAGGAGUUUGCACCCCGCAGCAGGCCUUCCAACAUCUUUAUGCGCACCCGUGGGAGUCUUGCAUAA